AUGGCUUCAGGAGAAUUCCUCAAGUCAGUGCCCCUGACCUGUCACGGUCAUUCGCGACCAAUCACCCAUCUGCAUUUCUCCUCCAGUGUCGAGGACGAGCAGUAUUAUCUUAUCUCAGCAGCAAAGGACAACAAUCCUCAACUACGAGAUGGUGUGACCGGCGACUGGAUCGGGACAUUCAUCGGUCAUAAGGGCGCAUGUUGGUCCGCCAAACUGUCACCAGAUGCUUCGUUAGCCGCUACUGGAUCAGCAGAUUUCACCUCUCGAGUGUGGGAUACGCAGACAGGCGAAUGUCUCAAUAUACUCACUCACCAGCACAUCGUAAAAGCCGUUGCUUUUCCCAUUCAACGCAGCCCUCAGGCUGUUGCCACUGGUGGGCAGGAGAAAAAGCUUCGAAUUUGGGAUCUUGCUCGUUCCAGCCCACGGACCACUAGCAGUGACGGCAUCGUCGUACCGGAGACACUAUCGGAUGCCAUCGAAAUUGGUGCUGGAGAUCACACUGCCAGUAUCAAAUCAAUAGUCUGGAACGUCGACUAUAAUAUUGUCACCACAGCUGCUGACGACAAGACCAUCAGAUGGUACGACUUGCGCGUAUCGAAUGCCAUCAAAACAUUCAAGACAGACAAGGACAUCUUAUCCUGCGAAUUGAGUACGAACAGAGCUGAUGAUCCCGAGCCCGGCAUACUGAGUGUAGCUGCUGGGCAGUCCGCAUACUUUUUCGAUGCGAACGACCCUGGACGCCUGCUCAAGAAGGCUGACUUCGAUCAUGACAUUGCGAGCGUUGGCAUACACCCGCUCAGCGGCCGUUUCGUCACUGGUGGCAAGAACGAUACGUGGGUCCGGGUGUGGGACCUUGAACCUCAGACACUACUGGACACUCUUAAGGGGCACCACGGUCCGAUCUGGACGACGUCGUUCUCCCCGGACGGCAACAUCUUCGCCACUGGCAGCGAAGAUGGGACCAUCAAACUGUGGAAAGCAUGCAGCUCUCAGUACGGACUUUGGCACUGA
Cyphellophora attinorum is the source of this 1011-nucleotide messenger RNA. RefSeq names its product Serine-threonine kinase receptor-associated protein. The record is from RefSeq and is a predicted model, not a curated record. Gene Ontology annotation, cellular component: SMN complex. NCBI's taxonomy places the organism in Eukaryota, Fungi, Ascomycota, Eurotiomycetes, Chaetothyriales, Cyphellophoraceae. The transcript is spliced from 6 exons. Gene Ontology annotation, biological process: spliceosomal snRNP assembly. The coding region runs from base 1 to 1011 and encodes 336 amino acids. Gene Ontology annotation, molecular function: RNA binding; protein binding.